AUGAGUUUUACGUCCCAGGGGGGAUUUAUACUCUGUUCUAUCCAGAUACUCUCCUCCACCCAGAUACUCCCCAUAUCCAGAUACUCUCCUCCACCCAGAUACUCCCCAUAUCCAGAUACUCUCCUCCAUCCAGAUACUCCCCAUAUCCAGAUACUCCCCUCCAUCCAGAUACUCCCCAUAUCCAGAUACUCCCCAUAUCCAGAUACUCUCCUCCAUCCAGAUACUCCCCUGCAUCCAGAUACUCUCCUCCAUCCAGAUACUCCCCUGCAUCCAGAUACUCCCCAUAUCCAGAUACUCCCCAUAUCCAGAUACUCUCCUCCAUCCAGAUACUCCCCAUAUCCAGAUAUUCCCCAUAUCCAGAUACUCUCCUCCAUCCAGAUACUCCCCUGCAUCCAGAUACUCUCCUCCAUCCAGAUACUCCCCUGCAUCCAGAUACUCCCCAUAUCCAGAUACUCCCCAUAUCCAGAUACUCUCCUCCAUCCAGAUACUCCCCAUAUCCAGAUACUCUCCUCCAUCCAGAUACUCCCCAUAUCCAGAUACUCUCCAGCACCCAGAUACUCCCCAUAUCCAGAUACUCUCCCCCAUCCAGAUACUCCCCAUAUCCAGAUACUCUCCAGCACCCAGAUACUCCCCAUAUCCAGAUACUCUCCCCCCAUCCAGAUACUCCCCAUAUCCAGAUACUCUCCAGCACCCAGAUACUCCCCCGUGUUCUCUUGGGUUUCAUAUGAGUUGAAUGCCACAAAUUUGUUAGCAGUUUGUAUAGUCUUUACACAGGUUGAACUAUUCUGACGUGAGAGCUGGGCUUAACACGGGGGUAAAACUGCUUUGUGGCCGAGGAUGUCCUCCUACACUUUCUAACAGCGUGGAAUUAACUGAAAGACGAUCCUCUCUCCUGCCAUCCAUGACGACGUUUCCCCAUUUAGGGGCAACGAAUGCCUACCUUGCCGGGCUUCCCCCACCGGGGGUCUUUCUAUACAAGCUUGGCGAGGGCUCCCAUUGCAGUUUGGGCUCAUCUUAGACAGUACAAAAGCCCUGGUAUUCCAAAUGGGAUUGAUACCAAUCUUUAACUCACCUCCGCUGAAAAAUGAGGUGGUCUUCAGUAUGUCCCCACGCAGCACGGGCAGGCUCACCGAAAGCUCUUAAAAUCAUUAACUGGAGAAAAGCAGUUUCAUGGGGACGCUUCAUCUCGUCCCUGCUAACGGCAUUCAGAGCUGCCGCCCGUAGUGGAAGCGGGUUUCACGUGAAUGUCUCCUCACGCAAAGGUAGGGUGUCGCGGUACCUCUGUCAGCUCCCGGCACAAACGGCCUCACCUGGGGAAACAGGUGGGGUGGAGGGGUCGGUCUUCCCUGCUUCUGAGCUCAGAAACUGUUCCAGCAAGUUCAGGGAUGGGCACCUGACCAGUCCCCAAGACAACGAGGAUGCAACACCUUCCCACGCCCCUGGCAUCUCGAGAUACCGAUGGGAACUGUCACCUGGCUCUUUCUGGCUCCUUCUGACUUUGACACCGCUGAAAACUUUGUAAACGUGGGUGGGAAAAAUGAUGAGAACCCUUGGCAUUUAUUUAUCUUAUCCAUGCAUUCCUUAUUCGUUCAACAAACACCUGUUGGAUGCUACCAGGGGUCCCUUGCACAGUGAGCAACAUAUGCCUCCUUACAGAGCUAGAGAAUGGGGCUCCUGUCCUCCCAAAUUCAUCGCUGAGGAUUGUCUUUGAGGUCUGAUGCUGCAUACCGACUUGCUUUAUAUUAACAAAAAGAUACAUACAAUCUUUAAUCAUUCUGUGAAUAACAUCGACAUUUUUGUAAAUGCUGUAAUUCUAUCCACAGAAAUGGCCCAUUCCACAAAAAAGCAGAAUAGUAAAAACAUGGUUUUCUUUUUAAAAGUAUGUCAGAUUAUGGGUCACUUACAAAUAAAUCUAUCCUUUUAAGAAAUAAUAUGUCAACAAGCCUUAUUUUUUAGGGGAGGGGGUGGAUGUCUAUCUUUGUUGGUCAUUUUAAUUCCACACGGACGUAAAAAUAAACAGGUGACUUUAUUAAAAGUGGAUGUUUUGAAAAAUCUA
Molecule: messenger RNA, 2056 nt
Organism: Lemur catta (Ring-tailed lemur)
Lineage: Eukaryota; Metazoa; Chordata; Mammalia; Primates; Lemuridae
Product: extensin-1-like
Exons: 3
Coding region: 1-789 (262 amino acids)
Source: RefSeq, a predicted model, not a curated record